Rotaria sordida is the source of this 951-nucleotide messenger RNA. The record is from the annotation of a GenBank genome assembly. Lineage: Eukaryota; Metazoa; Rotifera; Eurotatoria; Philodinida; Philodinidae.
AUGACAAGAACAUAUCUUCAAACAAGUCAAUAUGAACAUUUAUCAAAUAUUCGUCGUUGGCAAAUUCAUGCUGGUUCAAAUCAUUUUUGUUUUAAUGGGCAUUGUAUUACGGGUAGAAAUCUUUCGGGUGCAAUUAUUGUUAUUUGUCUUAUUUCUUUAACAAAUAUAGUUUGGGUAAUUUUUGAAGUACCUAUUCUUAUGAAAGAAUUUAAUAAUACUAGUCUAUUAAUUCUUAUUGUUGGUCUUCUUUUAAUUUUUUAUACAUAUAUUUAUUUUUUUCGUUCGAUGUGUACUGAUCCAGGUAUCAUACAACGUCCAUCAUCUAUAGAACGUUUAAUUUUAAGAAAAAAAUUAAAUUUAAAUCAAAUAUCAUCUGAUUAUUUAAAUAAUUUAACAUAUGAUAUUAAAAUAAAUGGUAUUUUAGUUAAAUGUAAAUAUUGUAUAACAUGUCAAAUGAUUCGACCACCACGUUCAUCACAUUGUGCUAUUUGUUCAAAUUGUAUAUCUAUACUUGAUCAUCAUUGUCCAUUUUUAAGUACAUGUAUUGGAAUGAGAAAUUAUCGAUUUUUUUUCUUAUUUCUUAUUUUUUUAUUACAAACAGAACUUUUUUUAUUUGCAACAAGUUUAAUUAAAAUUUUAAUCUAUAUUAAUGAUGGAAUAUUUUCACAAUCGAUAAUAUCAUCAAUUCCAUCAUAUUUUAUUUUAAUUAUAACUGGUUCUAGUGCACUUUAUACAUGUAAUCUAUUAGGAUAUCAAUGUAUGAUAUCAAGUCGUGGUUUAACAACUCGUGAAGAUGAUAAAGGAAUUUAUAUGAAUGAAAAUCCAUUUAAUACUCAUUCAUGGUUUAUUAAUUUAGCAAGAAAAUUAUGUACAUCAUUACCUCCUAGUGCUUAUGGCGCUCAUCGUCUAGUUAAUCAAACAGAAUAUCGUUUAAUUAAAGAGAAUGUUUAA